Drosophila grimshawi is the source of this 1496-nucleotide messenger RNA. It is a transcript of the gene LS2, whose product is annotated as splicing factor U2AF 50 kDa subunit. The coding region runs from base 32 to 1393 and encodes 453 amino acids. The transcript has a single exon. Gene Ontology annotation, cellular component: nuclear speck; U2AF complex; commitment complex. Gene Ontology annotation, molecular function: poly-pyrimidine tract binding; pre-mRNA 3'-splice site binding. The record is from RefSeq and is a predicted model, not a curated record. Lineage: Eukaryota; Metazoa; Arthropoda; Insecta; Diptera; Drosophilidae. Gene Ontology annotation, biological process: mRNA processing.
GUUUUGUUGUGCAUAGAAACAAAUUUGGAAAAUGGGUCGCGAAUCCAAAAAUAAGUUUCGAUCGCGCAAACGCGUCAAUAGAUAUCGUGCUUAUGCUCCAGCUCGUUCUCGUUCCCGUUCCCGUUCCCGUUCCCGAUCCGGAUCGCCUGCCCGUUCGCAAUCCAAAUACCGUUCGUCAUAUUACCGAUGCGAGGCAGGUGAAUCGGGCCGCAUAAUAACGUGGCAGGCGAACACGUCACGGAAAUGCCGUCGCACCAGCAGCGCCUGGGAUGUGCCACCGGUGGGCUAUGAGCAUCUAUCGCCCGUCCAAUACAAGUCGAUGCAGGCCAGCGGACAGAUUGCCCUGAGGAUUGUGCCAAAUGCGUUGCCCACCGGCGAGUCGGCAUCGAUAGCGACUGUGACGCGGCAGGCACGUCGCUUGUAUGUUGGCAACAUACCCUUCAAUACCACCGAUGAUGAGAUGAGGGCCUUCUUCAAUGUGCAGAUCCAGCGCAUGUGUGGCGCACUGGAGAACGAUGGCAAAGCUGUGCUCACCUGCCAGACGAAUCUGGAGAAGAAUUUCGCAUUUCUCGAGCUGCGCUCGAUGGAUGAGACAACGUUGGCCAUCUCAUUUGAUGGCAUCAAUUAUCGCGGCCAAUCGCUGAAGAUACGGCGUCCACAUGACUAUCAUGCUGGGGGCACGACUGGGAGCUUUGUGGGUGCCACUGGGUAUGUGUCUGGUGCAGUGGUGCAGUCGAAUGCGGCCAUUGCCACUGUGGUGCCAGAUACACCGCAUAAGAUAUAUAUUGGUGGCUUGCCCACCUGCCUCAACGAUGAUCAGGUCAAGGAGCUGCUGAUGACCUUUGGCCAUCUGCGCGGCUUCAACAUGGUCAAGGAUGAGCUGGGUCACGGCAAGGGUUAUGCCUUCUGCGAGUACAUGGAUGCCUCGAUAACGGAACAGGCCAUCGCCGGCCUCAACGGCAUGCAACUGGGCGAACGCAAGUUGAUCGUGCAACGUUCUCUGGCCGGUGUACGAAACCUGGUUACCCAUCAGUUGCCCGUGUUGCAAGUGCCCGGAUUUCCCGCUGACGUCAAAGUGGGCAAGGCAACCGAGGUGCUCUGUUUGCUCAACAUGGUCAUGCCCGACGAGCUGUUGGACGAUGCCGAGUACGAGGAUAUACGCAAGGACAUCAAGGAGGAGUGCGCCAAAUUUGGCAAGGUCAUCAGCAUCAAGAUACCGCGACCCUUUGGCGAGUCGCCACAGCCCGGCUGCGGCAAGGUCUAUGUUCGCUUCGAGACCACCGAUGUCUGCAAAAAGGCCCUGAAAGCAUUGAGUGGCAGACGCUUCAGCGGACGCAUCGUGAUGACAUCCUUCUACGAUCCAAACAAAUUCAAACGCAAGGAUUUUCAAUAAACAUAAAAACCCACAAAUAUUAUCAAUAACAAUAAUCAAAUAAAGAGCUAUUUAAUUGUCGACUCUUCAAGUGACAAAGAAGGAAGCAAAUCCAACUGAAAAA